Amphibalanus amphitrite is the source of this 1888-nucleotide messenger RNA. Its product is annotated as cdc42 homolog. Gene Ontology annotation, biological process: small GTPase-mediated signal transduction. Bases 456 to 1031 code for a protein of 191 amino acids. The record is from RefSeq and is a predicted model, not a curated record. Gene Ontology annotation, molecular function: GTP binding; GTPase activity. NCBI's taxonomy places the organism in Eukaryota, Metazoa, Arthropoda, Thecostraca, Balanomorpha, Balanidae. The transcript is spliced from 6 exons.
AGUCAUUUGCUGUAAUUUCUAAAGAACUUACUCUGAAAUAAAUUCAAUGUAAUUCAGCCAAAAAGGUCACUAAGAUAAACCCGGUUUACAUAGCAUAUUUGACGAGGCUCUAGCUCGUUAAUUUGGCGAUAAUUUCGAUGCAGUGGUCUUCAAAUAUUUAGAGGGGAUCAUUUUGUAAAUUGUUCAGCACCAUUGGCAUAUUUUGCAACAUCACGGACGGAGAUAUAAGCUUGCAACAAACCCUAUGUAAACGCGUCUAUAGACAGGGCUGACGGUUGUAAUUGAAGAUAGAUUUGAGACUAGAUUCUGGAUGCUAUCUGGCAGCACAGCUGACCUCAACGAGAUCCGGCAACGCCCUGUGUGUACGUUGGAAGAGGCGAAAUUUUUCAAGAUAAAUGCCGGAUAAACCCUAAAGGAAACGUCGCGUCUUGCACGCCUGAGCCGGCCUCUCAGCCAUGCAGACCAUCAAAUGCGUGGUUGUGGGCGAUGGCGCGGUGGGAAAGACUUGUCUCCUCAUCUCGUACACCACAAACAGGUUUCCCUCGGAAUAUGUGCCCACAGUGUUUGACAACUACGCUGUGACGGUGAUGAUUGGCGGCGAGCCGUACACGCUCGGUCUGUUCGACACGGCCGGUCAGGAGGACUACGACCGCCUGCGGCCGCUCUCCUACCCCCAGACGGACGUCUUCCUCGUCUGCUACUCGGUCGUGUCGCCCUCCUCCUUCGAGAACGUCAAGGAGAAGUGGGUGCCCGAGAUCACGCACCACUGUCAGAAGACGCCGUUCCUGCUCGUCGGCACCCAGAUCGACCUGCGAGACGACGCCGCCACCAACGAGAAGCUCGCCAAAAACAAACAGCGGCCCAUCUCACUCGAGUACGGCGAGAAGCUGGCCAGGGAGCUGCGAGCCGUCAAAUACGUCGAAUGCUCGGCACUCACACAGAAGGGUCUGAAGAACGUUUUCGACGAGGCGAUACUGGCGGCGCUGGAGCCGCCGGAACCACCCAAAAAGAAACGCUGCAGCAUUUUGUAAUUCUAUCGCCCGGUCGCAGCACCUGGCAAUAAGCACGGUCUGGACCGCGCUCACAUGAGCGCGGUCCGGAGCCGGUCCAGAGUCCGGCGCUCCAGGACAGCGAGGAUCCGGAGGAUCCGGAGGGACACGGGCAGGUCCGCUGAGGAGCUAGUGUCGAACUGUCAGUGGGUCAGGGUCCACUAGACCCACUCCAGGCACCAAGGGGAGGGCGCACAGGAGGUACGGACUCGAACUCCAGCCGGGAGUGUUGGCCAGCCGCCACCCGAUGGGUGGCAGCCCGUAGUCUUUUCGGGCACACGGGAGUCUGGUAUUCGCUUCCAUCCGACUGUGCAGACUGAGUGGAGCGAGCGAGGCUCAGCGGUCGUCUACCGCGCUCGACUGGCGAGGUGAUGAGACUAUUUAUACGACGUUCCGAGGCGACAGGAACGGCUGGUCGAGGCCGAUAAGAGGCCGCUGGCUGCUGGAGAGAGUGAGAAAACUGAGAGAUAUGAGCCCGAGAGAAGGAAAGAGCGAGAACGAGAGAGAACGAGUGCGUGUCGCUGUGUAUGAUGUGUCGCCGCGCCGCUAUGGCCAGAGCUGCCUAGAUCUAUCGCUCACACACCCCGCGGCACAGGGCGGCAAUACCAAAUUAUCGUGUAUUUACCUUGAGUGACUGGCAAAUCGUGCGUGAGGAGAGGAAGGUGCCGUAUUAUUUACGUACUAACCAGGCGGACGACGCUCCGCCGAGCGGUCACCGCGCCCAGAGGAGAACCUGUUUUCGUAACAUUGUGUAUGAUACCGCGGGAGAGAGAGCGAAGAAAUGUGUCCUGUCCAGAUUUAUAAGUAAUUGAUUAAAAUAAAGCUACCACAAUUCCGAA